Messenger RNA from Phascolarctos cinereus (koala), 6363 nucleotides. RefSeq names its product uridine-cytidine kinase 2 (gene UCK2). Gene Ontology annotation, molecular function: kinase activity; ATP binding. Lineage: Eukaryota; Metazoa; Chordata; Mammalia; Diprotodontia; Phascolarctidae. The record is from RefSeq and is a predicted model, not a curated record.
AGCCAGCUGGAGACCUGGGAUGCAGGGGGUGGGUUUCGAGACGAGCCCACAGGACUGGGAAGCCUUCCUUUGUGCGAAUAAACUGAAAGGAUUUUCUUCUGGUUUGGAGCGGCUGUAUCGCGAUGACCUCUGGAUGAGAUUGUAAACUAGGUUGGGGCGGGUGGUGAGAGAGGAAGGCUCUUGACUCAUCAGAUAAAGCCAGCCUAGCUGGAAGGUUCAAAAAGACCUAGAAGAGGAGGAGGAGGAGAAGGAGGAGGAAGAGGAGGAGGAGCAGGAGCAGGAGCAGCAGCACCAACACCAACAGCAGAAGCUGCAGCAGCAGCAGCAGCAGCAGAACAAUAACACCAAUUAACACCAAGUGGUGGCUGAGAGAAUAGGAGGAAUCCAGACUGGGAGAGAGGCAGUCGAGCAACCAGGCAAGCAAGCAACCCAGCAGUCAGGCGGGCAGGAAGGAAGGGACUGGCUGCAGCCAUGGCCGGAGACAGUGAUCAGACCCUUCAGAACCACCAGCAAACCAACGGAGGGGAGCCUUUCUUGAUCGGCGUCAGCGGGGGCACAGCCAGCGGCAAAUCUUCAGUGUGUUCCAAAAUUGUGCAGCUGCUGGGCCAGAAUGAGGUGGAUUAUCACCAGAAGCAGGUGGUGAUCCUGAGUCAGGACAGCUUCUACCGGGUGCUGACCGUGGAGCAGAAGGCCAAGGCCCUCAAGGGCCAGUUCAACUUUGACCACCCAGAUGCCUUCGACAAUGAGCUCAUCUUCAAAACCCUCAAAGAAAUUACAGAAGGAAAGACAGUUCAGAUUCCUGUGUACGACUUCGUCUCCCAUUCUCGGAAAGAGGAGACGGUGACUGUGUAUCCCGCCGAUGUGGUGCUUUUUGAAGGGAUCCUUGCUUUCUAUUCCCAGGAGGUGCGAGACCUCUUCCAGAUGAAGCUCUUUGUGGACACGGACGCAGACACUCGACUCUCCCGUAGAGUGUUAAGGGACAUCAGUGAAAGAGGGAGAGACCUGGAACAGAUCUUAUCUCAGUACAUUACGUUUGUCAAACCUGCCUUUGAAGAAUUCUGCUUGCCAACAAAGAAAUAUGCUGAUGUGAUUAUUCCCAGAGGUGUGGAUAACAUUGUGGCCAUCAACCUCAUUGUGCAGCACAUCCAAGACAUCCUGAAUGGAGGCCUCACCAAACGCCAGACGAACAGCUGCCUCAACGGGUAUGCCCCCUCCCGCAAGCGGCAGGCAUCGGAGUCCAGCAGCCGGCCGCACUGACCUCCGGCCCCCGCCCCAAACCCGGGCGAGGAGGCCCACUGUUCUGUGUAUAUAGUGUUUCCAGUGACAUGACUGUGCCAGAAGACACCCGGAGAAGAGGAAAUGCCUCUGAUCUUUGUACUUUGGAACGGGCAGGAUGAAAUGAAGAUGAGUUUAAGCGAUAAACUGUGCCAGGAGCUCCCGGUGAUGCCGAAUUACGAGUCCAUCAUGUAACCAGUUAUAAAUAUAUACAUAUAUAUAUAAAAAUCUAUUUUUGUGUAAAUGUAGAAUAAUGUAAAGCUGUUUGCCGUGAGUAUUUUCCAAGGGGAUAUCUGAGAGUUUGUGCUUGUAUUUUCUGGGGUAGGUGCUUUAGCCCCGGCAGAGGACGUUUGCUUCUUACAUUUCCAGGUAGGAUAAGCCAGUAGUUCAAGCAUCUGUCUGGGAGGAGUAAUGCAGGGGGAAGGACAGCUGAUAAAUUGUCCUGAGUGCUGGUGAAAAUCUAGACAGGAUUAGCUUCUGACAUUCCUCCCCAGCCCUCUCAGUGCUGCUCUCUCCUGACGCAUGCCACCGUCUGGGGCUGGUCCUUAAGGGUAUGAAAGGUGAAAGGAUCUCUGUCUUGGUUUUAGUCGGGAAUGAGGGAAGACCCCAAAAUCAUACUCAGGGAAGGAAGUGACCUGCAGAAGAGAGUGAGUCUUGAAUGUUCUCUUUCCUCACAUCUAGUUAGUCUGUAUAUACCUUUCUUUUUUCCUUCUUAAUCUUCUCAGAGAGGCCAAGGGUGCCUCUGGUUCCUACCAGAGUAAAUAGGAAUUGUGUGAGCUUGCUGUCACCACAGAAACAGAGCAAGAAUGGAACAGGAGAGGUUGCCAGUAGUGUGGAGACCUUUCUAGAUACUGGCCUCUGAUGGUACCUGGACAGAAUCUGCUCUCGGGAUUUCCUCUGCCCUGUUGUUAUACAGCAACGGAAGGGUGCGGGCUUCUGCAUAUUUACUUUCUGAUAAGUGGCUCUGGCUCUCCGAUCCUGCCGCGUGGCCACUCAUCUCAGCAAUAGGAGCCAGUGCAAGACACUUAAGCUGUCCCCCCCCCCCCCGACCGAGGGGUAGCUUUGUUCCCCCCCCAAAAAAAAAUAAAGAAGGGGUACAUGCGCAUUUAGUGGGAUGAACUUGAUUCCCCUCCCCUCAGUGCUUUUCAUUUGCAGUGUGACCACCGGGAUAAAGUUGCUGUUACCACAGAGAAGGGAACGGCUCCAUCCUGUGCCUUAGAGGUGCUAAAAGGAAGGGACUGUGUAUUUUCAUCUUUAAUAACUGGAACUUCCUCUCAGUUACAGGAGGUAAACCCCAGCCAGGCCCCUAGUGAUGCCUUCCUUCCUGGGAUAGAUUCCUAGCCGAAUUCUGGAGGGAAAAAAAGCAGAACUGCUGGAUUCAUGAGAUGUGAUUUUAAAGUAAUAUGACUACUUUCAUUUUAUGUUGUUUUGUAUACACUUGCCAGAUUGUCUUUAUCUGAAAUUUAUGAUCUUUCUAAAGUAGAUCACUCGGGAGUGGGGGAGGGGGGUGGGACAAGGACAGAGGACAGACUCUUCAAGCAUUGGGGGCACUCUUGCAAGUGGCCUUUGAGGUCUCAUUUGAGUCACAAAACAAAACCAGUCUCAUCACUUGGCCACAACUUGUCUUUCAACCCCAGAUGGCAUCACCUGGGUCACACUGACCCGUCUUAUUCACAGACUUGGCUCCAAGGCAUUUGGAUGCUUUUCGACUGAACCUAUCCCCAAGGACAAAGCUUUGCCAACCCUCCAAAAAGGUGCCAUGUUUUAAAAAAUACCAAACAUUUUUCUCCAGAGAGAAGGGCUCUCUGAAGGCAGUUCGAGAGAGAGGAGUUCCAGAAUGUUUUAAGCCAUGGAAGUGUCGUUGAUAGAUUGCGUCACCCUCCUGAGGUGUCCCCUUUGAAAGAGAACGACGUGCUUUUGUGUGUGGAAAUUCUGGAAUCUUUUUCUUAGUAUUCAGUCACAUUCCUUUCUAGUCACACCUCAGAGAGCUCUGAGGCACGGGGAGGGGGGAGGAUAAGACAGGGCCAGAAGCCUCAGGAUGGGGGAGACCAUCGCCCCAGGUGGGGGCCCUCUCUGCCCAUGGAAGUGUCUGUCUCAGACGGUCUUUGCCUUGCAGCGGGUACCAUGCUCAAAUUUACUUGAAGCUCCCAGGUGCCAAACCAUUUAGUGCCUUGGCUGCCUAUCCCACUGCCUUGUAAGACAGAUUCUUCUGUUGUCACUGACCCUUCUACUUAGUUGCUUCUUCAUCUACGUGUGAUAUUGAGACAAAGGCCAUCCCCUCAGCAGGUUCUCCUACCAGUCUUCCAGUCCCUCUCUCUGCUGCUGCUCUGCCCUUCAUUGGUUUGAUAGCAGCCUCUCUGGCCUUUCCCUGUCACAGUCAUUGACAGACAAGGGAGGCUGGCCAGUAUUUCCCAGGGUGGAGCAGGAGCCAAAAAGGUCCUCCCCAAAACUAUGAGGUUACCAUAUUGGAGGAAAGGAAGAAAUUCAGGGGUAUGAUCCAGGUCCUUGAGUGCCCUGUGCAGGGCACCAUCGUCUACAGACUUGGCAGAUUCCUUCAUUGAGCUUCUCUUUUUUUCAUAUACCCCUGUGCCGAUGUUAGGAUGCAGACAAAGAUGAGCCCAAUGGAGGGUUCCUUCAGAUUCAUCACCAGAAGGUGCUAAGUUUCCACCUUGAAACUCAGGACCUGCAGCCUGGUAGCCAGGAUGAUAUAAUGUGAUGACAGGCUGGCUUCAUGCUAAUCUCUGAACCAGAGAACUCCUGCCUCCUCCAUUCUUCAUAUCCCACUUAACCCAAGGAAGGAUGAAUUGUGGGAUAAGGGUACUAGAAGAACUAAUGGAUGGUAUUGGGAAUGUAGUUGGUCCAGCUCAGAUUGUGGACCAGGAGAGGUAAAAGUGGCAGUUGUGCCCCCGAGGCACUCCCAAGAGUUCCAAUGUAGCCACAUGUCUGUAGUGGGGGUGGUUAAUCAUGGGGAGCAUCAUUUUCAAAGCCCGUUGUUGGGUUCUAGGCUAGACAGUUGUCUGCAGAAUUUGGAACUUGUUUACUGGAUCAGAUGUGGUACAAGAGCCUCUUAAGGAGGUGAAUGGAUUAAUCUCCUAGGAUUCAUGGCCCUGGAUUUGGACGGGAAAUUGAGACCCCUUAAGUUCAUUCAGUGCUGUGUGUAAAUAAGUGACCUUUUGUUGUGGUCUCUUGGAACUCUCUUGGCCUGACAGCAAAGACCUCAAUUAAUGCGAGCUUAGGAGCACGUGUUCUGUAUACUACAGCCCCCCACCUUACCUUCUCACAUCAAAUCUUCCAAUCCCCAAAAUGGAUUAGAUCUAUUUUAGCCCGUGAAGACAAAGCUGAGUCCAUGAAGAUUGGAUUGCCACUCUUACUUGACCCUUCUAAAAUUUUUCUUUGGGUCCAGUGGGCAAACAUGCUUUCUUAGCUGGAGUGGUGGUAGUGAGCAGGUUCCAGGCAGGAAAAAAAUCUGUGGAAGUGAAUUGAGAGUGUGAAGCUCCCUUUAACCAUCGGUGAGGGUCACUUUCCUCUGUAUCAGGCAAAUGGUUAAAGAUCUGCCCUUGCUAAUUCAAGAUCUCUGACUUUAGGUGUAUGAUAGGAAGAGGCAGUAGCUGCCAGAAUUGCCUCUGGAUUAAAGUUGGGUUGUUGGUGAGGGGUUAGAUUUUUUUUUUGGUUUGUUUUAAGUUUAUGCAUUUGCCUUUUCUGUUUUGUUAUUAGUGAUGAAAUAUUCUUGCCUAUUCAUAUUCUGUCCUUCCCUGUAAAUAAAGAUGAAACCAAAAGGAUGCGACCCUUUCCUUUGCCUUUAUAUUCUGAGAAGCAGUGGUUGAACCUGGUGUGAGUGUGACGGUGACCUUAGCAGGCCUCUCUAUGGGCAGUGCUAUAAGGUUUAAAGGAACUUUGGAAUAUAAGCUCCUGUAGAGAAGGAAGACAUGCCCUCUCCCUUAAGAACACCACAGGUUCUUGAAGAGCUCUCACAGACAUCUCCGGGCAAGGUGUGUCCCCUUGACCAAAGAGCAGUCUCAGGCCUGAAGAGGUGAAGGGGCCUUUUCAGAUCCAUGUGGCUGCUAAAUGGGAAGAAGCCAGUUCUUCCUGCUCUUGGCCUAGUGUGUUCUUUUCCACGUCAAAUUCAACCUAACUUCUGUGAAUUGAUCACUUGGCAGAUCAUCCUCAGACCUGAACCUCUAAUUUCUAGUGUUCCUACUCUCUGGUCUUACGGGCAAGAGGUGAGAAGACGACAUUGCUUUAUCCAGGUGCUAGUUUAAUCAAACGUCAGGAGUCAGGACAACUUAAAGAGAGAAACCAUGAAAUGCCAUGAAGCUUUGGAAAAUAUUUUGAUUAUUUCAGUAAAGUUUCUCUUGUAUUCCAGCAUUGAAAAACAUGCUUCUCAGUAGAGGGCCAUGGGCUUCACCAAGCUGCUGAGCGGGUCCAUGACCCAAAAAAGUCAAGAACUCCUGUGAAAAGGAAGAUACUCAAAUUGUGGUGCUGGUUCUCUACUAUGGUCACUCAGUAUAAACCCAGCUAUAAACUUCAAAGCAUUAAGAACCGCACUAGUUUUCUGAACUUUGGAUUCCACUCCAAUAUUCACAUAGUUGUGUGUAUGUAUGUAUAUAUGUAUGUAUGUAUAUAUAAUACAUAUAUCUGCAUGUAUAUUUGUAUAUACAUAUACACAAGUAUGAGUUAAAAACUUAAAACCCUAAGUGAAAGGAAUUAGUUUGAAAAGGAUGCAGAUAUUGGAGGCAUUGAAGUAGUAAAAAGAAAAUGCUAUCUUCUAAAAUCGCAAUCCUCUCAUCAUCUUGCUAAAGGUGAUCUUUGGUAAAUCACUUGACCACCUUGGGCCCCAGUUUUCCUAUCUGUAGUCCAUUAAGGGCCGUUACACCUCUAAAAUUGUAUUAAUUCAAAAACUAAGUGCCUACUAUAUGGAAUCCACUAUGCCAAGUGCUAGGGAUUCAGAGUUAAAAUAUCAUGCUUUUAGUAGGUGCUUGUGUUGGGCUAAGCACUGGACAUUAAGGAAACAAAAGUCUUUGCCUUCCAGAAGUUUAAGGUCUAAGGGGUGAGGUGCUAUAGGUAGGGACAACCCCCCCCCCCCAUGAA